Paraglomus occultum is the source of this 1662-nucleotide messenger RNA. The record is from the annotation of a GenBank genome assembly. NCBI's taxonomy places the organism in Eukaryota, Fungi, Glomeromycota, Glomeromycetes, Paraglomerales, Paraglomeraceae.
AUGACCCUUAAUAGACAAUCAACCUUUCUAUCAUAUCUACAAGGAAAACCGUUCAUCCGUCUUGAUCAAAAUGGAUUGAAAGGGUCACGGGACAUAGGGCUAGAUAUUAAGAUACGCGUAAAGAAUAAAAUGAACGUAGGGACAUUUUUUGCCGAUUCGUCGAAACUGGUUGAAGAAUCACGACAUUUCCGAAGUUUGGUAAAAGGUGCGGACAUAGCCAAGGAAGGCGGCUGUAAGGUUAUAGAAGUCGACGGUAUAGAACCCGACGUGUUUGAGAAGACGAUUAGGUAUGUAACGGUUCGGCUUAACGCAGAAUGCAAAGGUGCGGCCAAGUUUCGCAUAUUCUAUUACUAUUGCAUAUUCUACGUAAUUAUUGAUUCGUUGACAAUAUUAAUUGACUGCAUUACCAGAUAUUUUUACGCCAAAGAACUUGAUGCAAUAGACUUCACAAUCCCGACGCUACUAGAAAUGUACAUAACAGCCACAAAUUUAGACUUAACCUUUCUUGCCUGGGACCUCUCCGCCAAACUCCUCGAAUGUCCAACUUUGCUCACAGAACACGACGAUCUUGUCUCGAUCUUAAAUAAAGUAUACAAAUAUGACGCGCUUGUUUGGGUACAGCAUCAACUCUCAUCCCAGGUAAAUCAAAUGUUACCUGAUCUAUAUUCUUCUCCAAAACUAGUAUACCUGGAGGAAGGGCCUUUACGUGCACUAGCAAUGCAUUCGAAUCAACAUGGGAACCAACGAAUGUUUAUCGAUAUCAUUAUUAAAUGGGGGCUUGCUCAAUGUGGGCUGUUGGGAAGCAGAGUUAAACAUUGGAGCGAAGCAGAGUUCACCAUGUUGAUGGCAACUAUUGGAGAUAUAAUUGCUGCUAAUCUGUAUUUUGUCGAAUACCCGCGGAGUUAUGCUCAUUCGAAAGUGUUGCCUAUAAAAAAGCUGGUGUGGGAAGGCUCACUGCAUGUAAUAAACGAUUCAGAAGGGCAAGAAAAUGCACGAUCAAGCAUCCAAUGCACGUCCAAAUCCUUUGAUCCUAUAAGUCCUGCAGCAAGCGAAUAUUUACAGGAAAAGAUGGAAACGUUCAAAGAGUUGUUCGAAGAAAAGACGAGAAAAUCGAGUCUGUUUGAAAAAGUGAAACGCUUUUUCCAAAGUUUACGAGAAUCCGAUCGAAAUUCGCACUUAUAUAUGGCUCCUGCCCAACUACUGUUAAAGUUUCAUAAACAGCCUGAGAAUAAUGUGUCAUUUUCUGGUUUCUAUUCUCAACAAAAUAAGAGCGAAGCGCCAUGUCUUGUCACUAUGGCAACGUCGGAGAGAAUUUACGCCGUAUUCUUCCCGUCUGGUAUCGAUCUGGAUGUGAUCAAGUUCGCGAUAUACUUGAUGAAAUGUAACAUUGGACCGUUCAUGGAUGCGUGGAAAUUGAGCAAUAAUACGCGAAGUAAAAAGAACAAAAAGCAGGAACGCUGUGCAUAUGCGACUGCCUGGGAAUUAUGUAAUUACAAUAAAGUGUGUAAGAACUGGAUAUCAGACAAUGCACAUGUAUAUGGAGUUACGAAGAGUAUUUGCAGAAAGAAGUCUUUGAAAGACAUCGAGGCAGCAUUGGAAGGUAGUGACUUUAGAGUUUACGACAUUAUAAGGAAGAAAAUAGAAGUCGGUGUUAUGGAGUAA